CAACUGUCACAACAUUGUCAGGAUGAAGGUUUUUGCUGUUCUCCUGCUGGCUGCCAUCGCCAAUACAAGUUUGGCAAUAGAACGGUGCGCCUUAGUGAUAGCACUACAAAACAGCGAUGUUAUUGGUAUUAAGGGUUACACACUUGAAGAUUAUGUGUGCAUGGCUCAUCAUGCCAGUAACUAUAAUCACACCCUGAAUAUAAGUGCUAGUGAGUAUGGCAUCUUCCAGAUUAACAGCUACUGGUGGUGUAAUGAUGGUUGCACCUAUGGACGUAAAAACCUAUGUGGAAUACGUUGUACAGAUUUACUCAACACCGACCUUUCUGAUGAUAUAAGAUGCCUUAAAAGAAUUGUGAAAGAUCCUAAUGGACUUGAUGCUUGGAAAACCUACACAAAAAACUGCAAAGGACAGGAUUUGAGCUUCUACACACAAGGAUGUUAAUUGCACUCAUUUGUAUUGCUCACUGUAUCAAUUUUAUUACAAUUUGUGCAUAGUAUACAACUAAUUUUUCUAGAGAUGUCUCUUGGCGUUAAUAAUAAAUGCAAAAACCCUUAACAAUCAAACCCUAAUGGGGUAAAAUAUAAUCAGCUGCAGAGUGUCAAUUAUGCCUACGUAAGCAUAAAAUUAUAUAAAUCUCCUAUUUCAAAUAGGAGAAACAACUGGAAAAUACUGGAAGUCACUCUGCGUUAUUUUUGUUAAUCAUGCUUUGAAAUAAAGUGAGAUCACAUGAACAAGAAAAAUAUUAUUUAAUAGAUCAAUCGCAUCAAUCAAUGUAUGUACUGAAUGCAAUCACCAUGUAAAACUAAUCAAUUAAAAUAAAAAUAUACAUAUAAAAUUCCUACCACUUUACAUGUACUUGAUUAUAUAGCAUAUAUCUCCUGAUACUACUAACGGCUCUUAUAAGUAAUUUGAAUGGAGGUGAAUCAGUUCAUUCUCUGAACUAUAAAAGUCCUUUAUCAAUACCACCUCACUGAGAUAGCCGCGGUGUGUAAAUAAGGAAUAAAUAAAUGUCCUCAUUCUCUGAAAUAAUUAAGACUAUAGUGACAAUAGUCCUGAUGAAAUUCAUUAGCAAGUGCAGAAUAAAGGUGCUUGACAUAGUGAUCACGACUAAGUCAAUAAUGUAAUAGUCCCAAGCAACCAAUAUAAACUGUUGUGCAAAUUGUUCUAAAAAAUAGGGGUAAUUCCAAGUUGAACGCAGCAGGAAUUCUGUUAGCAAUUGGGCAAAACCAUGUGCAAUGCAGGGGAGGCAGAUAUAACAUGUGCAGAGAGAGUUAGAUUUGGGUGUGGUGUGUUCAAUCUGCAAUCUAAUUUGCAGUGUAAAAAUAAAGCAGCCAGUAUUUACCCUGCACAGAAAUAAAAUAACCCACCCAAAUCUAACUCUCUCUGCAAAUGUUAUAUCUGCCUCCCCUGCAGUGCACAUGGUUUUGCUCAACUGCUUAAACAUUUCCUGCUGCGAUCAACUUGGAAUUACCCCCAAUGUACAGACAGACUGCCUAUAAGUUGUAACAAGCUCACCAUCCAUGUUAAUUCGUGCGGUGAGUCCAGCUGAACGCGUGCUGUAUUGGAUCGGCCAGGUGCGGCUAGGAUGCUCCGGACAUCUCUGUCCUCCAAGAUGUGAGUGCCGCUGCAACUUCCAAUUGCCUCUAUACAAGAAGGCUGGCAUCCGGCAUUGCACGGUGUCUAUGCAGAGAUGUCCACAAUCAGCGGUAGCACUGUCACCAAAUGUCCCUUCUCCGCUAACACGUUUCACUCAUUCCUGGAGCUUUUUCAAAGAGUAUUUUAUCGGUGACCGUUAACUCCCUUUAUACCUGCUAAGUACUUCACAUUGGUCCUCAUAAUUUGCACACCUGUUCUGUCAAUUUGUCACUCCACCUCUUUCUAUAUAAAAAAUCCACCUCUAUUCUUUUUAAAUAUACUCUAUUUCUAGUAUGUAUAUUUUAAUAAACAAUUCUCAUACAGUAUCAUAUUGUUAUAACUGGUAAUCGACAAGUGGAAUACAAUUUCAAUAUUGUGUGUAUAUACCAAAAGAAAACCUUAUCCAUAUUAAACAUAAAAUAUAUAAAACAUACACAUAUGAUUUCACGAUAUGGACUGGACCCGGAUUCAAACUCACAACCUUACUUUUUAUUUUUAAUAUGUUUUUGUAUCUUAACAGUUUCCUUCUAUCCCCAUUUAGAACUCUCUCAUAAGCAGAUCUGAAAAUAGGAACAGGAUAUCCCCUACAGGCAAAGUCCUCAUACAUCCUCUCUGCCUGUGGUAUAAAUAGUUCCAUUUUUGAACAAUUGCGGCGAAGUCUAUUAAACUGACUAUAUGUCACAUUUUUCAGCCAUGGUUUGUAGUGACAACUGGUAUAAUGCAGGAAACUAUUUGUAUCCACUUGUUUCCUAUAAUUGUCAGUAACAAGAUGUUUACCCUCAGAGGAGAUGGUUAAAUCAAAAAAUUUACAGAACUAUUACUAAAAUUGUGAGUGAAUUUCAAAUUAUGUGUUGUGAUUUUAAAAAGUGACAAACUGAAGUGCACUGUGUUCAUCCCCAUUCCAAAUAAUAAAUAAAUCAUCUAUAUAGCGGCCAUAGUACACUAGGCUCAUGCCAUAUGGUCCCUGCCAAAUGAAUUGAUCUUCAAAUGCACCCAUAUAUAAGUUCGCAAAACUAAGCGCGAACCUAGUCCCAUGGCCAUCCCCAACACCUGCAAAAAGAACAUAUCCUCAAAAGUGAAAUAAUGAUGUGUUAAUAUAAACAUAAUUGAUUCCAAUAUGUGUGAUCUGUCAUUUCAACUUAAUUUGCCAACUUGUUAAUUGUGAGGGGUAUAAUCAUUAACCAACAUAGGCAUGGGCAGACAAAAAUAAGUGGGUGCUGCUCUGGACUUUUCCUCACCGUGGCAUUAUGGUCUACUUUCCACUCCCCUGUCCAGGACAUAGACUGCUUACCUGGGUGGCCCAGAUGAGCAGUCUUAUGUCCCAGAGGAAGGGGUGGAGGAGGCAGUCAGUUACCUGGAAGAGGGGGGAAGUGCAGAGCGGUACCCCUGUGUCGGUGUCUGUGCACGCCUAUGUUAACUAAUAGCCUUUUAUAGGUGCAACAUUUACUGUUUUUACCUCAAACAAGUGUAAAUAAUCACAUACAGUACACACUGAUUGAUAUGUUAGUAAUUAAGUUGUAGUAACAGUGAUUUUGAUGUGCCUGGAUAACAAUAAAACUCAAUAUAACUAAUAA
This is a messenger RNA of Pseudophryne corroboree (corroboree frog), 3210 nucleotides long. RefSeq names its product lysozyme C-like. Gene Ontology annotation, molecular function: lysozyme activity. The transcript has 4 exons. Bases 23 to 442 code for a protein of 139 amino acids. The record is from RefSeq and is a predicted model, not a curated record. Lineage: Eukaryota; Metazoa; Chordata; Amphibia; Anura; Myobatrachidae.